AUGAGGUUCGGCGAACACCUCCAAUCGUCUAUGAUUAGGGAAUAUCACCCCUUCUACAUCGCAUACGAUCAGCUCAAGGAAGCUCUUAAGACUGAAUACGUCACCGAGCCGACCCCAGAUACUGCCAAACCACCCCGUCGGGAAUGGACCGAGGACGAUGAGAAGAACUUCGUAACCCUGCUGGAAAGCGAGUUGGAAAAAGUAUACCUAUUCCAGAAGCGCAAGAGUGAGGAAAUCGUUGAGCGAAUUAAGGAAAGCGAGGUUGAGGUCACCGAUGUCGUUGAGCGGCUUGACAACUCGGGCGCUCGCCGCCCGAGCAUCAUUCGCCCGCCCCGACCGCCGCCCACGGACGAUGACUUCUUGUUGUUGGAGCAGAUCCUCAGUGAUAUCAUUGCCGACGUUCAUGACUUGGCCAAAUUUACCCAGCUCAAUUACACGGGCUUCCAAAAGAUCAUCAAAAAGCAUGACAAAGAAACAAAAUGGUAUUUGCGACCAGUCUUUGCUGCGCGCUUGAACGCCAAGCCGUUCUUCAAGGACAACUAUGAUGCCUUCGUUGUGAAACUGUCCAAGCUUUAUGAUUUGGUCCGUACCAAGGGUAACCCCGUCAAGGGUGACUCGUCAGCCGGUGGAUCCCAACAGAACUUUGUGCGACAAACCACCAAGUACUGGGUGCACCGUGACAACAUCACGGAGUUGAAGCUGGUUGUUCUGAAGCACUUGCCGGUCUUGGUUUUCAACGCUUCCAAGGAGUUCGAGGAGAAGGAUACCGCUAUCUCCUCCAUCUACUAUGAUAAUCCUGAUACGUGGGAGCUUUAUCAAGGGCGAUUGAAGAAGACCGAAGGUGCGGAGGCUAUCCGUCUGCGUUGGUACGGAGGCAUGGAAAGUGAUCAGAUCUUUGUGGAACGCAAGACCCAUCGCGAGGACUGGACUGGUGAGAAAUCCGUCAAGGCAAGAUUUUCGCUGAAGGAGAAGAAUGUCAAUGCUUUCCUAGACGGACGUAUGACCGUCGAGGAAGUCUUCGAUAAGAUGCGCAAAGAGGGCAAGAAGAGUCAACAAGAGAUUGAUGACCUUGAGCAAUUGGCCCGGGAAAUCCAGUACCGUGUCAUCACCCGUCGCUUGGUGCCUGUCACGCGUACCUUCUACCACCGAACUGCCUUCCAGCUGCCUGGUGACGCCCGUGUGCGUAUCUCGCUGGACACUGAGCUGACUAUGAUUCGUGAGGACAACCUAGACGGUCGGCCUCGGGCUGGAAGCAACUGGCGCCGUAUGGAUAUUGGAGUGGAUUUCCCCUUCUCUCAGCUGCCCCCAGAGGAUAUUGACCGUUUCCCCUAUGCCGUGCUGGAGGUGAAGCUGCAGACCCAGGCUGGCCAGGAGCCGCCUCAGUGGAUCCGAGACUUGACUGCCAGUCACCUAGUGGAGGCUGUUCCCAAGUUCUCCAAGUUCAUUCACGGCACUGCCACCCUUUUCCCCACACGCAUUAACCUAUUGCCCUUCUGGUACCCCCAGAUGGAUGUCGACAUCCGCAAGCCUGUUAAUCAGCGCUAUGGUAUCCAGCGGCCCUUGGCCAGCACUUCCAUGUCUGCAAACGAUGAGGAUUCCGACGAGGAGUCGCCCGACACACCUGAUGCCCCGGCUAAUGGUUUCUCUCGGGCUGGCGAUGAUCGCCUCCUGUUUGUCGAGACCAACGGCAAUGAGUUGGACAUUGAGGAGCGUAUUGCUGCGCAGCCAUUGGCCGGAGAGGAGGAUUACCCGCUCUACGAUUCCGAUGACGAAGCAUAUGAUGAAAAUGAGCUUGAAGAGGCCCGCCGCGUUGGAGGUGCUUAUUAUGCCGAGCAACUGGCUAUUCAUUAUCUUCGCAAGACGGGGCAAUGCGUCUGGGCAGGCCUGAAGGCAAUCAUCCCUCGCCCACGACCAACAUCCAUGCCUCCACAAGAGCAGCGUGGCAUUGCAGUGCUACAGGGUACCCGCCGGACUAUGCAGCGGUUCCAGGCACCCCCUGGCAAACGUAUCUUCGUUCCUGUCCGUGUUGAGCCAAAAGUUUACUUCGCUGCCGAGCGUACCUUCUUGUCCUGGCUGGAGUUUUCCAUCAUUCUCGGUGGUAUUGCUGCUACCCUCUUAAACUUCGGAGUCGACUCGAUCACCCUCGCCUCGUCCUGGGCAUUCACAAUCCUGGCUGCUAUGGCUUUAGUAUACAGUCUGGUGCUUUACCUCUGGCGUGUGGACAAGAUCCGCAAGCGCCGUGAUGUCAAGCGUGUGUACUAUGAACGAUGGGGACCCACUAUUCUCAGCCUGGGUCUUGUUGCGAUUGUUCUAACGAACUUUGGAUUCCGCAUUAGCGCUGGCGGUUUUAUGGCUGGUGGUGAUCAGAAGCCCCGUCAUGGUGAGCUGUAA
Molecule: messenger RNA, 2391 nt
Organism: Penicillium longicatenatum
Lineage: Eukaryota; Fungi; Ascomycota; Eurotiomycetes; Eurotiales; Aspergillaceae
Gene: vtc4
Product: putative vacuolar transporter chaperone (Vtc4)
Exons: 4
Coding region: 1-2391 (796 amino acids)
Biological process (GO): microautophagy; vacuolar transport; vacuole fusion, non-autophagic
Cellular component (GO): fungal-type vacuole membrane; vacuolar transporter chaperone complex
Source: RefSeq, a predicted model, not a curated record